AUGAACGGACAUUCAUCCGCUAUGCCUGAUCCAUCUUGGUAUGCAGGUGUUCGUGAUAUACUGGCAUCUCAAUCAAAAUGGACAGAACCAAACGAACGUGCGUUGCUUGGAGCAUACGAUUAUUUGGAUGCAAAUCCCGGUCAUGGAGCUAGAUCAAAAUUGAUCGAUACGUUGGAUUGGUGGUUAAAAGUUCCACAAGAAAAGUUAAAGCGUAUCGAUGAUGCGAUCAGAAUGUUGCAUACAAGUAGUCUUAUGAUCGAUGAUAUCGAAGAUGGAUCAGAAUUAAGAAGGGGAAGACCUUCUUCUCACAUGGUUUACGGCGUACCUCUUACGAUCAAUGCGGCAAAUUACGUUUAUUUCUUGGGUAUAAACCAAUUGAUUGAAAUGUCGGAUGUCAAAGUGCCAGGACACACACCUUUGAUGAACACUGAAGGCGUUCAACGGAUGAUGAUGGAAGAGAUGAUCAAUUUGCAUCGCGGACAAGGUAUGGAGUUGUAUUUACGAGAAAAUUUCAUCUGUCCAAGCGAGGAAGAGUACAUUCAAAUGGUCAACAACAAAACCGGAGGAUUGUUCCGGGUAGCGUGUAGGCUAAUGAUUGGACAAAGCUCGCGACUCAAAUCAGUUGCUGAAGGGGACCCAAUCGUUACGCUGAUCAAUUUGAUCGGAUUGCAAUACCAAAUUCGCGAUGAUUAUAUGAAUCUGCGUUCGGGUGAUUAUACGCAGAACAAAGGAUACUGCGAUGAUUUAUCCGAAGGAAAGUUCUCAUUUCCGCUCAUUCAUGCUAUCACCGCGAGCCGAUUAAUGAUUGGCGAGAAGAACAAUGGCUUACCCAUAGCAGCGAACAAAAAGCGAGCAAUUGUACAAUAUAUGCAAGAUCGUACGAAUAGCUUUCGUUAUACUUGUCAAGUCUUAUUGCAUGUCGAUCGUCAAAUUCGACAUGAAUUACGCCGAGUUGAACAUCUCUUCGAUGGCGGAAAGCCAAACGAACACAUUCGCGCUUAUAUCACUCUUUUACGUUCAGGUUGGUAUCGAUCGCCCGAUUGUCCGCCAACGGAAAACGAUACACCAUACGAAGCUAUAUAGACCCAAAGCAACAAAUGCACGCAUCAUUUUUGUAUAAUUAUCAUCUUUCCUGUCGUAGGUUGUCAUCAUCAUUCUCUGUCGUAGUUUGUCAUCAUCAUUCUCUGUCGUAGUUUGUCAUCAUCGUCAUUCUCAGUAUACACGCACGCAAAUACCUUGUAUUGAAACACUUUAUCAAUUCAUUUUUCUGUUUGC
Meira miltonrushii is the source of this 1275-nucleotide messenger RNA. RefSeq names its product terpenoid synthase. The transcript has 2 exons. The coding region runs from base 1 to 1083 and encodes 360 amino acids. The record is from RefSeq and is a predicted model, not a curated record. Gene Ontology annotation, biological process: isoprenoid biosynthetic process. Gene Ontology annotation, molecular function: prenyltransferase activity. Lineage: Eukaryota; Fungi; Basidiomycota; Exobasidiomycetes; Exobasidiales; Brachybasidiaceae.